UGCAAUUGUAAGAUUUUUAAAAAUACCGUAGUAUUAAUAAAACGUUUUUUGCAGCUCAGUCCAGCCUUCGUAAAGCGGAUUCAGCAUAAAAUCAAGGACCUUUUGAUACAGAUGGAAGAGGGUUUGAAGACUGCUGAUCCUCAUGACUGUUGUGCUUACACUGGUUGGACAGGGAUUGCCCUUCUUUAUCUGCAGUGUUUCCGUGUAACACAGGAGUCUGUACAUCUCCAACGAUCAUUGUAUUAUGUGAAGAGGACACUGCGUAAUCUGAAUGGGCGAAGAGUCACAUUUCUCUGUGGUGAUGCAGGACCUUUAGCUGUUGGUGCUGUUGUACACCACAAGUUGAAGAAUGAAAUUGAAUCACAAGAAUGUGUCACAAAAUUGUUACAACUGCAACGAACUGUCAUUUGCCUGGAUUCCGAUAUUCCAGAUGAGCUGCUAUAUGGCAGAGCUGGGUACUUGUAUGCUUUACUGUAUGUCAAUGUCGAGAUUGGGCAAGAUACCAUUCCUUUUCCUGUUAUUGAGGAGGUAAUUAAUGCCAUUAUCGAAUCUGGCAAAAAUCUUUCCAAGGAAGAACGCAAAACUGAACGCUGUCCUCUUCUCUACCAAUGGCACAAAAAACAGUAUGUUGGAGCAGCCCAUGGUCUAGCAGGGAUCUACUAUAUGCUAAUGCAGGCAGGCUCAAAGUUGGAUCAGGAGACCCUCGCGGAACUAGUAAAACCCAGUGUGGACUAUGUACGACAUAAAAAGUUUAGGUCUGGAAACUACCCUUCAUCAUUAAGCAAUGAAACUGAUCGACUGGUCCAUUGGUGCCAUGGUGCUCCUGGUGUUAUACACAUGCUGAUUCAAUCUUACAAAACCUUUAAAGAAGAAAAGUACUUGAGAGAUGCAAUGGAGUGUAGUGAUGUUAUCUGGCAGCGAGGGUUGCUGCGGAAGGGUUAUGGAAUCUGCCAUGGAACUGCAGGCAACGGAUACGCUUUCCUCUCUCUAUACAAGUUGACUCGGGAUAAAAAGUAUCUCUACAGAGCUUGCAAGUUUGCUGAAUGGUGCUUGGAUUAUGGGACACAUGGAUGUCGUAUCCCUGAUAGACCAUAUUCCUUGUUUGAAGGAAUGGCUGGAGCAAUUCACUUCUUGUCUGACAUGUUGAAUCCAGAAGCAUCUCGAUUUCCAGCCUUGGAGCUCUGAAGUACAGCAAGCUUGUGCUAAAUGGUGAUCAAAUGAUUUUGUAUCUGACUUAGGAGGACUUCUUUUCAGUGGAGAACAGAACAUCUUAGUGUCUCCUUUAUGAACACACAGGCCAAGUCUGUCAGUAUCUCACGAACCAAUACGUUGAACGCGACAUGUGGAGCAGUAGCUCGGAAUAACUUUAUUCUCUGAAAAUUAGUGUGGCAUUUCAGCUUAAAGAUUAAAAAUAUUAAUUUAAUACUAGUCCUCCUUUUGGUUUGUAUGCAAGCUUACAAUCCUGUGUCUGUGACUGUGUCUUUGUUCUUGUUUGUAUUGGAUCUAAUCGUUUGCCAAAUUUCCUUUUAAAGUGGUUAUGUCCUUUUGUGCAUGUUAAGAAGUUGGAUCAUCGAUCCGAUGAUACCACUUUACUUCUGAUUUAUGUUUGGAUGUACCUAAAGAACAGCGCUCAUAAAUUUGUUCCAUUAGUCAGGGUUGUUGGUCAUGUUGCAGACUUCCAAUACAAAUCUUUGCAUCAAGGCUAGAUUAAACAUAGUUGCUUUUGCUAAAUCUAUCAACUGGUUUGUGUUGAGGAAAAGUAACCUAUAUGCUGGCUUUGUAUAAUAGUGAAUUUUCAUCCAAAAAUAACUCUUAUCUCUCACUCAUAUUCUCUGUCUCAUUCUUUCUGUUUGCUUUCUUUUCUGUUGAAUUAUAAUAAUGUUUCAUUGUUACAAAAAAAUAUUUAGUUGGAACAAAGCUUGUUUUAAGUAUUGGUGGCAAAGAGCAAACAUUGCUGAAAUAUGAUAAUCAAAAACUAGCAAAGAUUUAUGGCUUCUGUCCUUGCAGAAUUGCUAGCAUUUCUUGUGGAAAUAGGCUAAGAUUGUGUACCUAUAUGGAUUACUUUGCUAGAAGUUGGAAAUAAUACUGGAUUUUAUUAAUGUUAGCAAAUUUUAAUUUAUAUUGAAGUUUGUUUAUUUUUCCCCUAAGGUAAAGUAUUAGUGAACCAAACUAUGAAACGUGCAGUGCCAAUUUUGACCAUAUUGACCAGUUUCAUCUUGACAUUUUAUGGUGAAGGAAGCUGCAAAAUGUCGAAAAUAAUGCUAUAUCAAUCAGAGAUUAAUAUUCUCAAUCACUUUUUAAAAUGGUGGCAUGAGAACUGUGCAGCUCAGUCAUUGUUACCAAAGGUUCAGUCAUUGCUACUGUCUUUACUGUAAGACAAAACCAAGCUAUCCAUAGCAUUUCUGUUUUUGAUUUCAUUUACUUUUAUGGCAGUGUUGAUUUUCUAAGUAGGUUUUUGCAUAGCAUACAUAGCAAAAGUAUUUAUUUUGUUUUUCCUUUUACUGUUUCAAUGCCUUUCCAUCGCCAUUGACAUACUAUGUGAUACCCGAGAUGAAAGAUGGUAAAAGUUGAAAGGAGUAUAAUG
Chiloscyllium plagiosum (whitespotted bambooshark) is the source of this 2584-nucleotide messenger RNA. The record is from RefSeq and is a predicted model, not a curated record. NCBI's taxonomy places the organism in Eukaryota, Metazoa, Chordata, Chondrichthyes, Orectolobiformes, Hemiscylliidae.